CAAAUGUAUUUGUACUGACAAAAACAAUCAUCUGAAUUAACAUUUUCUUUCCUAAGAAUUCAUUUUUGUACAAAACAUGCAUCAAAAAUAAAUGACAAAGUUUAAUUAGGUGUCACGGCGCUGGCUCGAUCGUCACGCCCACAUGCCGGCAAGGCUGUGGGCGAUCAGCAAUCUGCACACCUGGGACUGAUGAGGGCGAGCUGUAUAAAGACCAGUAGACCCAAGGAUCCUGGCCGGAACUUAGUCUUCUGUUCGUAGUAAGCAUCCCGUUUCUGGCUUCCCUCCCGUGUGCUUGAUCCCUUGUGUCUUCCCGCAGUUCUUCCCGUGUCUUCCAUAAUCGAGCUGUGCGCCUCGACUUCCCCUUUGGACUUUGGACUGCCUCCCUCGACGCCCGCUUUGCACACGGACCUCAUCACGUCUCUCUCAGCCCCACGGACCUACCGCUUGUCUCACGGACCUUCUUCUGCUUUGUCCCGCCUCUCGCUUAACACAUCACGCUCGUUCCCGCCUCACUCAGACAUGCUGUCGCCAGCCUGGUGACGUCAUCAUGUGCUGCAGCACCGCGCAGCCCCUCUCUCCCUCCGCCGCGCCCUCAUCAUCCCCGAGAGAAAGUAGUCCCCACCCUGAACUUGAAAAUAAUCCUUUUGGAUUUAGAAGCUGAGCAAUAUCCUCAAAGACCUCAUCAGUAAUUCCCUCCCAAAACUGGACCUCCACCUGCUGCCCCAACCUUCUUUUGGCCCAGCGGAGAAGGAGAGCGGGAGGACUGCCCCGUCCAUCAUGAACGUCACCUCGCUCUUCUCCUUCACCAGCCCGGCCGUCAAGCGUCUGCUGGGCUGGAAGCAGGGCGACGAGGAGGAGAAGUGGGCCGAGAAGGCCGUGGACGCCCUGGUGAAGAAACUGAAGAAGAAGAAGGGCGCCAUGGAGGAGCUGGAGAGGGCGCUCAGCUGCCCCGGUCAGCCCAGCAGCUGCGUCACCAUCCCCCGCUCGCUGGACGGCCGGCUGCAGGUGUCCCACAGGAAGGGCCUGCCGCACGUCAUCUACUGCCGCGUGUGGCGCUGGCCCGACCUGCAGUCCCACCACGAGCUCAAGGCGCUGGAGUGCUGCGAGUACCCGUUUGGUUCCAAGCAGAAGGACGUGUGCAUCAACCCUUACCACUACAAACGUGUGGACAGCCCAGUGCUGCCCCCUGUGUUGGUACCGAGGAACAGCGAGUUCAACGCCAAGCACACCAUGCUGCCCCGUUUCCGCAACCCUCUGCAGCAGAACGAGCCACACAUGCCCCAGAACGCCACCUUCCCAGAGUCCUUCGCUCCGGCCAACCCCGUGCCCUUCCCCCAUUCGCCGGUAAAUAGCUUCCCGAGCUCGCCGGGCAGCGGCAGCAACGCCACCUUCCCCCAUUCGCCCUCUAGCUCCGACCCCGGCAGCCCUUUCCAGAUGCCAGAGACGCCGCCGCCCGCCUACAUGCCCCCGGAGGAGCCGAUGACUCAGGACUGCCCCCAGCCGAUGGACACCACCCUCUUGGUGCCGACUUUGCCUCUUGAGAUUAACAACCGGCCAGAUGUGCAGCCCGUGGCCUACGAGGAGCCCAAGCACUGGUGCUCCAUUGUUUACUACGAGCUCAACAACCGCGUCGGCGGGGCCUUCCAGGCGUCCUCCACCAGCGUGCUCGUCGACGGCUUCACGGACCCCUCCAACAACCGCAACCGCUUCUGCCUCGGCCUGCUCUCCAACGUCAACCGCAACUCCACCAUCGAGAACACCCGGCGGCACAUCGGCAAAGGUGUCCACUUAUACUACGUCGGCGGCGAGGUCUACGCCGAGUGCCUGAGCGACAGCAGCAUCUUCGUCCAGAGUCGCAACUGCAACUUCCACCACGGCUUCCACCCCACCACCGUGUGCAAGAUCCCCAGCGGCUGCAGCCUGAAGAUCUUCAACAACCAGGAGUUCGCCGAGCUGCUCGCCCAGUCGGUCAACCACGGCUUUGAGGCCGUGUACGAGCUCACCAAGAUGUGCACCAUCCGCAUGAGCUUCGUCAAGGGCUGGGGAGCGGAAUACCAUCGCCAGGAUGUGACCAGCACCCCCUGCUGGAUCGAGAUCCACCUGCACGGACCCCUGCAGUGGUUGGAUAAGGUUUUAACGCAGAUGGGUUCCCCCCACAACCAAACAUCAUCCGUCUCCUAGACCGCCCCUCGUGGUCAGCCUCUGUGUGUUUUUUUUGGCCCAAGUAGCAAGACGGGUGGCCUGGGCGGGUCCCAGACCAGUUAGUACCUUAUUGCCCUUUAGAUAACAUAACAACGUUAAAAAGAUGAAAGCACAGGCAGCUGAUCUGGGACCUGCAAGGCGGGGCGGGGCGGGGUGGGGUGGCUUUCUACUUGAAGGACCUCUGAAGUGGGCACAUUUACAGACUGGGAGAGGAGCAAGCAGAGUGAGCGUGAUGCAACUGGAAGAUACUUGAUCUCUGUGACCAACUGUAAUAAUCCAACCAUCAGCGCAGGUGUCCUCCCUCCACUUUUUGCUCCCUUUGUUCCCCCCCCACCCCCCGAUAUCCAUUUGAAAGAAAACCUGUUACUACCAAAAAAAAGUACUCUGCGGUUUUGGCCUUUUUGUAAUCAGUCUGUGUCCAUGUUUUGGCACCCUCGCACAACAGUUUACGGUACCAAAAAGGUGACGUUUUAAACUAUUACGGACUAAACCAGGGGUCACCAACGCGGUGCCCAGGUAGCCCGUAAGGACCAGAUGAGUAGCCCGCCGGCCUGUUCUAAAAAUAGCUCAAAUAGCAGCACUUACCAGUGAGCUGCCUCUAUUUUUUAAUUGUAUUUAUUUACUAGCAAGCUGGUCUCGCUUUGCCCGACAUUUUUAAUUCUAAGAGAGACAAAACUCAAAUAGAAUUUGAAAAUCCAAGAAAAUAUUUUAAAGACUUGGACCACUUGUUUAAAUAAAUUCAUUAAUUUUUUUACUUUGCUUCUUAUAACUUUCAGAAAGACAAUUUUAGAGAUAAAAUACAACCUUAAAAAUGAUUUUAGGAUUUUUAAACACAUAUACCUUUUUACCUUUUAAAUUCCUUCCUCUUCUUU
Messenger RNA from Entelurus aequoreus (snake pipefish), 3074 nucleotides. It is a transcript of the gene smad1, whose product is annotated as SMAD family member 1. The record is from RefSeq and is a predicted model, not a curated record. Gene Ontology annotation, molecular function: RNA polymerase II cis-regulatory region sequence-specific DNA binding; DNA-binding transcription factor activity, RNA polymerase II-specific; I-SMAD binding. Gene Ontology annotation, cellular component: heteromeric SMAD protein complex. The transcript is spliced from 8 exons. NCBI's taxonomy places the organism in Eukaryota, Metazoa, Chordata, Actinopteri, Syngnathiformes, Syngnathidae. Bases 778 to 2181 code for a protein of 467 amino acids. Gene Ontology annotation, biological process: cell differentiation; transforming growth factor beta receptor signaling pathway; anatomical structure morphogenesis.